AUGUUUCGACUGCGCUUGGGCCGUUUGGGGCUGGGACAGCGGUGCUAUGCUCAAACGCCAAAACCGCCCUACUGGGCUGUGAUCUUCACCAGCGAACGGACAGCAAACUCCAAGGGCUAUGAUGCCAUGUCCCAGCGUAUGGUUCAGUUGGCUGAGCAGCAGCCGGGCUUUCUGGGGGUUGAAAGUGCCCGAGAGACGUUGGGCAUCACAGUGAGUUAUUGGGCCUCAGAAGAAGCCAUCGUUGCAUGGAAGGCGAAUGCCAGCCACGUCAUCGCGCAAGAAAAGGGCAAGCGUGACUGGUACAAGAGCUAUAGCACUCGCAUUUGCCGCGUGGAGCGAGACUAUCGGUUUCAAAAACACGGCGAAGAACAUGAAGAAACGAAGAUCGAAUAUUAG
This is a messenger RNA of Cladocopium goreaui, 396 nucleotides long. NCBI's taxonomy places the organism in Eukaryota, Dinophyceae, Suessiales, Symbiodiniaceae. The record is from the annotation of a GenBank genome assembly.